GAUUGAAGAAAAUCUGUCAAUGUCACUACAUGUUUCAAAUCCACGUUAUUUUCAGUGGUUGUUAAACUUUAAAUCAAAAAGAAAGAAUUAAAAUUAUCGUUUUACACGAUAUAAACGUACAAUUUCUAACGAGUUUCUGAAGCAAAUAUAUAAAAAUGGCUAAAAAGGGCAAAGUUAAGAUUAGUAAAGUGAAAAGAAAUAACCAGACUACAAAUAAGAUGAGAAAGCAGGGUAAGUUGCGUUUGCAGAGACAUAGAAACAAAGCACAGAAGCAAAGGCAGCCGACACAGACGCAGGAGCCAAUUUACAGUAGCGACAGUGAUGCAGCGUCCGGGGACGAGUGGGCUGAUAUGCUAGAUGAGGAAGAACAGAAGUACAUAUUAGGCCGGAUAGCUAAGCAACCCAAUCUUCUGUCCAAUAUACCUGAAGAAAAUAAAAAGGAACAGAAAAAACCUAAAAAGCGUAAGAUAACUCCAGAGCAUACAAAAAAUGCUUUAAGUAGUGACAGUGGUGCGGAGACAGAGACAGAUAACAGCGAUGUUGAAGAGAAGUAUGAGGCGGAAAUGGCUGAGAGACCUGCCAAGAAACUGCGACCACUCCUGCCUAUUAAGACUAAAGAUGGAAUCUUGGAGAGAUCUGAGGAAUGUGAAGACACAGAUUCAGAUGAAGAACAGCCUGAUGAAGUGCCAGAGCCUUCAGAGAACAAAGAGGAGUCUCAGGAUUCAGAUUCGGGUAUGGAGGUUGCUGGAGAAGAAUUGGAAGGCACUGAUGAAGUGGUGACAGCUGUGCAGUUAUUAGCUGCAAGGAGAGACAAGCUGAAGCAUGAGAAGCUAAGGAUUGGAGCACUCUGCUCUUCCUUGCUUGAGAAUCCGGAGAGAAAGCUGAAGAAUUUGUACCCCAUCCUAUAUUUAAUGGAUGAACACUUGAAGGAUGGUACACCUAACUUGGUCUCUGUAAGGAAGCUGGCCUCGGUGUCAGCCGCGGAGGUGUUCCGGGACAUUCUGCCAGACUAUGCUAUACGCCAUCAGGAUUACUCUGAUGUUAAAUUGAAAAAAGACACCCUCGCUCUAUACAAAUAUGAAAAAGAAUUAUUGGAGUUCUACAAGAGAUAUCUUCAGCGGCUGGAGAAAGCUGCCUCCGUUAUGAGACGAAAGAAAGGAGAUAAUAGACAACUAGAAGAGAGCGAGACGAGCUUGGCGCUGGUGAGCCUGCGCUGCCUGUGCGCGCUGCUGCAGGCGCGGCCGCAGUUCAACUACGCGGGCAACAUCGCGCAGACCGUGCUGCCCUACCUCGCCAGCAGGCGGGCGGACGCUCGCGAUACUGUCACACAGUGUUGCCAGCAAGUGUUUACUGAUGAUAACAAAGGGGAAAUUACAUUAAAGAUUGUGAAGUUAAUCAACCACUUGGUUAAAAAGCGUGGCACCCGGCUGCACCCGGGCGCUCUGGAGUGCCUGCUGGCGCUGCGCAUCCGGGACGUGGACCUCGACGCUGAAGCUGACCUCAAGCAUAAGAAGAAACAAGAAGAGAAGCAUAAGAAGAGGAUCGUUAAUCUGUCUAAGAAGGAGAAGAAGCGAGCGAAGAAGUUAAAAGAAGUGGAGCGGGAACUUCUAGAAACGGAAGCGCGGGAGGAUUCCGAAGCGCGCAAGAAACAGCUGACAGAAGUGACGAAGACCGUCUUCAACAUCUACUUCCGCAUCCUGAAGACUGCUCCCAACUCGCAGCUGCUGGAGGCCGUGCUCACUGGACUCGCCAAAUUCUCGCACGUGAUCAACGUGGAGUAUUACUCGGAGCUGGUGUCGCUGCUGUCCCGGCUGUGCGGCGACGGCGAGGCCAGCGCUGGCUUGCUGGGGCGGCGCGCGCGGCUGCAGUGCGCCCGCGCGGCGCUGGCCGUGCUGGCGGCGGCGGGGGACGCGCUCAACUUCGACCCUGCACAUUUCCACGCACAACUCUAUGCUAAUGCUAUUAAUGUGCACGCCGGUGGAACAUGUUCUGAAGCCCGUAUCGUGCUGGAGGCGGCGUGCGAGGUGUGUGCGCGCGCGCGCCGCGUCUCCCCGCUGGUGCUGCGCGCGCUCGCCAAGCGCCUCGCCACGCUCGCGCUGCAGGCCGCGCCGCACGCCGCGCUCGCCGCGCUGCACAUAGUCUGCAACCUCAUGCAGAGCAGCAGCAGCCUGCAGUCGCUGCUGGAGCCGGAGGACGCGAGCGGCGCGGGGCGCUACGACGCGCAGUGCGGGGCGCCGGCGCAGUGCGGCGCGCAGGCCGCCGUGCUGCACGAGCUGGCCGCGCUGCGCCGCCACUACCAGCCCGCGCUGCGCCAAGCUGCCGGCACUCUGCUGGCGCGCGCCGCGCCGCUGCACAAAAGUCCUAUGCACAUAUACGACGAGUACGAUGGCUCUCAGAUGUCGUUCAAGCCAGCGAUCACUCCGCCAGCGCGCGUGCGCCAGCGCCCCGCGCAGACUGCACACUCUGCCUGGGCGCAGCGGGACUUCAAACUGCACUGCGAGGCUGUGGAAGAUACUGUGCAAUUAAAUAUAUUAUUUGCAUAAUAUACUUUGAUGAUACAAA
Messenger RNA from Papilio polytes (common Mormon), 2562 nucleotides. It is a transcript of the gene Noc3, whose product is annotated as nucleolar complex protein 3 homolog. Bases 156 to 2543 code for a protein of 795 amino acids. Lineage: Eukaryota; Metazoa; Arthropoda; Insecta; Lepidoptera; Papilionidae. Gene Ontology annotation, biological process: DNA replication initiation. The transcript is spliced from 13 exons. Gene Ontology annotation, cellular component: nucleolus. The record is from RefSeq and is a predicted model, not a curated record. Gene Ontology annotation, molecular function: chromatin binding.